GCGAGAUAGAUACGCUUCCGGUUUAGAGGCAGUCGCGUGGGGGGCGGGGAGGGGACCGCUUUGACUGGGCGACGCCGCGGCGGCCGUUUCGCGCGCGAGAACUUCGAAAGCGCCGUUGCCAUGGCAGUGCGCUACCGGAACAUCGCGGUCCGUUACGGCCGCGCGGGGCCGCCCGGCACUCCGUGGCCGCCGGAGCGAGGAGAGGUAGCGCGGAACCUCCAGGCGGAGCUUGAGGAGGAGGAGGAGGAAGGCGGCGGCGGCGGCAAAGGAGAGCUGCUGGGCGGCCUCGGGAGAAGCCCCGUGUCCCGGGCUACCCUGGCCCCGCUGCCGGACGGGGCGGCUCGCCGGUGGCCGAGCAGGGCCUUCUCCGUGCUGUGCUGCCUCCUGGCCGUGUCCUUGCUGGCUUUCCUGCUGGCCAUCGCUUGCCUGGUGCUGAGAGAUUUGCGAUCUGAAAAAGGGAAGACCGAUGAGAAUAUAGAAACAAGCAUUUUAGGAUUUUGGAGUCUACUUGUUCUAUCCUUGAUGAGUGGACUUUCAUGUUGCAGUUUUUCUUGGACAGUGACCUAUUUUGAUUCCUUUGAACCGGGAAUGUUUCCUCCUACUCCACUCUCACCUGCACGAUUCAAGCGAAUGACUGGGCACUCCUUUCACAUGGGCUAUAGUAUGGCCAUACUGAAUGGAAUAGUGGCAGCUCUUGCCCUAGUAUGGUGUCUCCUUUAGUCUGUACUGAGAACUUUCUCAUAGAGAGACAGCUUUCUAGACGACCCUUGAAGCUGCCUUCACACAAACAAACCAUCCAUGUGUUCAGUAUACUUGCCUCAAUCUCUGUUUUAAUAUGCUUUCUCCAAAAUGAUGCCAAAUGUUUUAGGAAGCAGCUGGAGGCAUUUCUAAAACAAAUCAACGGGUGGAGACAGAUUAAUAAGGAAAGGAGGUGUACACAAAAUGUCCGGCUGCCUGAAAUGAUUGCAGCAUUUUCAAAAGACUUCAUGAGGCAACCACUUCAUGAGAAUUAGCUCAGGAUUGUUGCUGAUAAAAUGCUCAAAAUAGCCACUGGAUUAAUAAUAAUUGCCAUUAUUCUAUUAUACCAUUCAGUGAACUUUCAGGUUUGGUUUUGACAUGCUGCAUACUUAGCAACAAAAUUGGGGGGGGGGUUUGAAUCACAUCAGUUGUGCUCAUUCGAUUUCAGAGGAUUUACACUAACUUAAUUUCAUUUGGGAGAAGGGGACAGCAGCGAAAGGAGAGACCCUGCAAUUUCACUCAAUUUCCACUAUGGGACUUACUUUAUUCCUAGACUUAAAAGGACAGGGUUUGUAGAUUGGAAAAAAAAGGUUUACAUACAGAACAUAAAUUCAGUGCAAAUAAACUUGCUAACCACCUUAUUCUUAUCUCUAGGGCAGAGCCCUACCGGGGGGGGGGGG
This is a messenger RNA of Podarcis muralis (Common wall lizard), 1418 nucleotides long. RefSeq names its product ARF like GTPase 6 interacting protein 6 (gene ARL6IP6). Lineage: Eukaryota; Metazoa; Chordata; Lepidosauria; Squamata; Lacertidae. The record is from RefSeq and is a predicted model, not a curated record.